AUUUUAUUUUUUCUCUCGAUCUUUCCCUGCUUUCUAUCCAUACACCUACUAUUUUGUGACUCAUAAAAGUGCUUCUUUACAAAUCCUUCCAAAUCGUGUGGCAAAGUGUUCACUCAAUCACCAGCCAUGGGAGAGGUUGAGCCAGCUUUCAUUCAAGACCCACAGCAGAGGCCAAAACUCUCCAUCAUCCAAGCCGAAGGAAUACCCAUUAUUGAUCUCUCUCCAAUAACCAACCACACACUUUUAAAUCCAUCUUCCGUUGAAGGCUUAGUGAAGGAGAUAGGAAGUGCAUGCAAGGAGUGGGGCUUCUUCCAAGUAACCAACCAUGGGGUGCCCCUCUCUCUAAGGCAAAGGAUUGAGGAAGCUUCUAGAUUGUUCUUUGCGCAGAGUCUGGAGGAGAAGAGGAAGUACAGAAGAGAUGAGAUAUCUCCAACUGGUUACUAUGAAACAGAACACACCAAAAACGUUAGGGACUGGAAAGAAGUCUUUGAUUUUCAAGCCAAAGACCCCACUUUCAUUCCUCUCACUUCUGAUGAACAUGAUGAUCGACUCACUCACUGGACUAAUCUAUCACCUCAAUACCCUCCACACUUCAGGGAUAUAAUACAAGAGUAUAUUCAAGAGAUGGAAAAGCUGUGCUUUAAGUUGUUGGAGCUUAUAGCUUUGAGCUUAGGCCUCGAAGCAAAGAGGUUUGAAGAAUUUUUCAUGAAAGAUCAAACUAGCUUUAUUAGACUCAACCACUACCCUCCAUGCCCUUACCCUCACCUAGCUCUAGGUGUUGGUAGACACAAGGACCCUGGUGCCUUGACCAUUCUUGCACAAGAUGAGGUUGAAGGACUUGAAGUGAAACGCAAAGCAGAUCAAGAGUGGAUAAGAGUGAAACCCACCCCACAUGCUUAUAUUAUCAACAUUGGUGAUAUUGUUCAGGUUUGGAGCAAUGAUGCAUAUGAGAGUGUGGAACACAGAGUGGUGGUCAACUCUGAGAAAGAAAGGUUUUCCAUUCCAUUCUUCUUCUUCCCUGCACAUGACACCGAGGUCAGGCCUGUGGAGGAGCUGAUAAAUGAGCAAAACCCUUCGAAAUUUAGGCCAUACAAAUGGGGCAAGUUUCUUGUCCACAGAAUGAACAGCAAUUUCAAGAAGCAAAAUGAGGAGAACAUUCAAAUCUAUGAUUAUAAGAUAGCUUAAAGCGUACAAUAGCAUUACGCCAGCACCAUUUAACUUAUGCAAAUAAAUUGGGUAUGAUAUGCAGCACCGUUGAUCCAAGACCACGUUUCUGAUAUGAAUGAGAUUUACUACUAAAUCUCCUAGUGUGCUUUAUGUAUGCAAGUAUCACUGAAUAAAAUAACUAAAUUAAUACCACUUA
Messenger RNA from Cajanus cajan (pigeon pea), 1363 nucleotides. Its product is annotated as protein LATERAL BRANCHING OXIDOREDUCTASE 1. The record is from RefSeq and is a predicted model, not a curated record. Lineage: Eukaryota; Viridiplantae; Streptophyta; Magnoliopsida; Fabales; Fabaceae.